This is a messenger RNA of Ilyonectria robusta, 1434 nucleotides long. RefSeq lists its product as uncharacterized. Bases 1 to 1434 code for a protein of 477 amino acids. The transcript has a single exon. Lineage: Eukaryota; Fungi; Ascomycota; Sordariomycetes; Hypocreales; Nectriaceae. The record is from RefSeq and is a predicted model, not a curated record.
AUGCAGUUUCAAGAAACCGAGCCUGAUCAAGUCCUGGACAUUGAGCAGAGCGAAACCACUAAAUGGCUGCAACAUACGGGCUGGCCACAGUUGUUCCGCAAUCGACCACUUGAUAUUAUUGCUGCAUCAUCACUACAGCCUGGACCAGCAUGGAAUGAAGAUUAUCUCCUAGGUUCAUGGCAGGGUACCCAGAUUUGGAGCUCCGUGGCGGUUGAAGCUCAGCUGCGAAUUAUACUACGUGGUGUCGACUUGAUGUUCGAUCGGGCCAAAUUCACGUUAGCUAGGACGUCAUACAGAUCCCGCUGCUGGCUUAAUACCUACUGGAAAGAUGUAUUCUGGCCACAUGAGUUCCGAAUUAUAUCCAGCCAGAAGAGAUACAUUUCCACAUGGAAGAGGUUUAUCUGUUUCAUAUUUAGGACCUUGCAAUCCAGUCCACAAUUGCGCCGAGAAAUUUAUAACUUGAGACUCAGACCUGAUGAGGUCAAGAUGAUGCGGCAUAUACUGGACUUGGCAUCCACUUUGCAGCAGCAAGGGAAAGAAGAAUGGGAUGAUGAUUCAGAAUACGCAAGUCAAGACGAGGGGGAAGAGUCCAGUGAUGGGGAGGACAACGAAUCCCUCGAAGACUACGAUGGAGAAAGUGUCGAAACUGAUGAAGACGAAGAUGUCGAAUACGAUAGCGGGGACAGAGAUGAAUUGAUGGCCUUCACUCUCCCUCCUGGCUUCUGGCUACAUCUAUCUGAGGCCAUCUUUCAACUCUCGAUGAUGUUCUGGACACACCGAGACCCCGCCGGAGACAUGUCUUCCUCGGUGCUCAUUCACUACACAGCAGUCAUGGGGAUCCAAAGAGACUCCCUUGUCUACAAUUCGGCGUACAACUCGACGCCGAAACUGGCUGCUCUGAUGUGGAUUGGCCGUCUUUUGUUCCUCGAAUACGCCUUGCCCGUUUACACCUACGACACCCUCGCCUUCCCUUGGCCAUGUCGGACGAGCUACCCGUCCCAGCCCGAUCGCCUGGACUCAAUCCGCAGGAAGUAUCUUCUCCGGGGGUGCUAUACCCCCUUUGGAGAGAUGAUCGAACUGAAAGCAUUUACGAAAUCUAUUAUGAAACGAGAGGGCAUCCCAGGAAAUCUUUCCUGGGCUCCAGACGGCCGCUCGUUCACAAUCGGUGACGACAAGAAAGUUCAGCUAUCCGAAUUCUGUGAGACAUACCAUAAGGUCAUGGCGCAGGUUCACGAGCAGGUCAACGAGAUGAUGCUGGGCUGGGACCCUAGUAUUGACCUGUCUACUAUUCGGGACGACUUGACCUGCCGAACAGCUGGCUGGUCCUUCCUUCGCAAAGCUGAGAACAACCUGGGUAGCAUUUGGAAGACGCUGCUACAAAGGCUUGAAUCUUCUUCAUUCCGUGGCCGACCGUUUAUCAAGUCCGGGUCUUAG